GAUUCGUGAUUAUACAGAAGCAGGACAAAUCAAAAGCAGCCCUUGCACAUUCGUUUUGAUGCGAACAUCCUACUUCUUGCAACGUUUCGCUCUCCACCACUCUCACCGUUCUUCUUCCUUCUCAUUCCGUUCUAUCUGCAAUUCCUCGCCGUUUUCCUCAUUUGAUUCCGGCACCCCACAGCAUCACCAGCAGCAACAGCAAGAAUGUGACAGUCAGGGCACCCCUCAAAUUGGAACCCAUUUUCUGUUGCAACCACUUCCAUCUGCUGCCAGUUGUUCGAGACGGUCCGUUUUAUUGGGCUUGAAUUCCUUGGACUCUAAUCGUGGUCGUCCUCUUCUUAACCAUCAUUACGCUUUCCAUCGCGGAUUUUUCACUAGAGCUAAGCCCGUUCAGAGAAUCGAAUUCAAUGAUUAUCAUAGUCAACGAGCGGUUACCACUGCUUUAUGGUGCAAUUUCCUUGUCUUCUCUCUGAAAUUUGGGGUUUGGUUUUCCACAUCAAGCCAUGUCAUGUUGGCAGAAGUUGUGCACUCUGUUGCCGAUUUUGCAAAUCAGGCGCUUCUUGCUUAUGGUCUGAGUAGCUCAAGGCGUGCCCCUGAUGCAAUCCAUCCUUAUGGAUAUUCUAAGGAAAGAUUUGUUUGGUCAUUGAUAUCUGCUGUUGGGAUCUUUUGUCUUGGUUCGGGUGCUACCAUUGUUAAUGGAAUUCAAAAUUUGUGGACUUCACAGCCUCCUGCCAAUAUUCAUUAUGCAGCUUUAGUGAUUGGUGGUUCGCUUAUUAUCGAAGGUGCUUCCCUGGUUGUUGCCAUACAAGCUGUCAAGAAAGGUGCUGCUGCAGAGGGAAUGAAACUGAGAGACUAUGUGUGGCGUGGUCACGAUCCCACAUCUGUAGCAGUUAUGACAGAGGUAGUCAUAGAUUGACGAAAAUGAUUCCUAAAUGUUAAAUUACUCGUAAUACAAAUGUACAUGAAUAAUAAACAAUACAUCAGUAUAAAAGUUAUUAAUUUUAUUUUGCAGGUGGCCAUAUUCCUCAUCCAGCGUAAUCGGCAUGCUUUGAUCGGUAGAGCAAUGGAUGAAAAUGAUAUGCAGAAAGUUCUCCAAUUCUUGAAGAACGAUCCAGUUGUUGAUGCUUUAUAUGAUUGCAAAAGUGAGGUGAUAGGACCAGGAUUUUACAGAUUCAAGGCAGAAAUAGAUUUCAAUGGAGUCGCAGUGGUGCAAAAUUAUCUAAAUAGGACUGGACGAGAAGAGUGGGCUAAAGAGUUUCGACAAGCUGCAAAGGACCAGAACGAUUCAGCUUUACUCAAAAUGAUGUCGAACUACGGUGAAGAAGUGGUUACUGCUUUAGGAAGUGAAGUGGAUAGGCUUGAGAAAGAGAUUCAGAUGCUGGUUCCUGGCAUUCGGCAUGUUGAUAUCGAGGCUCAUAAUCCUACUGGGCCAUCUGCAUGAAUCACAGGCAAGAUUCUUUGUUUUUUUUAGUACAAUUUGUCAAAAUUAUUGCUUUUGAUCGAUCCUUAGUGAAGGCUUAAGGCUAUUAAUGUUUUUCGUGUGUACUACUUAGAGAGUUUCCACGGACUGAAAGAGCUAAAACCGUUGCCUGAAACUGUCACUACUUGGAAGCCCGUAGGAAACUCAUUCAUUUAUUAUGUAUUGGUGAACGGCGUAUACUUUAGUCUUGGUGGUUGAGAUGGUUUCAUUUCCAAAUUGUUAUUUUGAGCCUAAUUCAAAGCUUUCUUUUUUUUUU
Messenger RNA from Cucurbita pepo subsp. pepo (vegetable marrow), 1736 nucleotides. The record is from RefSeq and is a predicted model, not a curated record. Lineage: Eukaryota; Viridiplantae; Streptophyta; Magnoliopsida; Cucurbitales; Cucurbitaceae.